This is a messenger RNA of Paramecium octaurelia, 1667 nucleotides long. Lineage: Eukaryota; Ciliophora; Oligohymenophorea; Peniculida; Parameciidae. The record is from the annotation of a GenBank genome assembly.
AUGGAGGAUAUAUUUGAAAUUUUGAUUUAAUCAAAAGACAUUGAUCAAUUUAUUUACAGUGAAAUAAUAGAAUCAUUUAAAAGAGAGAAAAUAACAAAUUGUCUAGAAUUUCUUGAAUAAGGUGAAAAUCUUUAGAAUUUUUAAUAUAUGUUUAAGUUAAACAUUUAUUAGAAUUCGAUAAUUAAAAAUAUACCUAAUAUGACGAUAACAUAAGGAAAGUUGCUAAUAUAAUCAAAAAGAUUAUUGGACAUGACUUUUACAAAAAAAAUUAUUCAACUGAGACAUACAAUCAAACGAUUGAGGAUCUAAUUACAAAAAUAUUGCCAGAAGAGGAAAUAGUUGGAUUUUUGAAAUUUUUAGUAUGCCUUACAGCUAUUGAUGAUAAAUUUAUUUAAUGUGGAUCAAAUUCACUUAACUUAUUAGUUAAAAUGAAGGCUGAUUUGAGUCAAUAAUGUUUUUAAAAUAUAAAAAUUCAAAAUACUUCAUUGAUUGGAGCUAAUUUUGAAAAAUGUAAUUUAAGAGGAUCUUAAUUUGACAACGUCGAUAUAAGUGGAAUCAAUUUAAAUAAGUCUAAAUUAUUUCAUUGCAAAUGAAAUAACUUAAAAAUACUUGAGUUAUCUAUAUUAGAUCAUCAGGGUUGUAGCAUCUUUUCAGUAUGUUUCUCACCAGAUGGUAAAGUAUUAUCAUCUAGUGGUUAAUAUAAAUCUAUUUGUUUUUGGAGUGUCAAAACAGGAAAAAAAAUCUCUUAAUUAUAAGGUCAAAAAGGUAAUAUUUUGUAAAUAUGUUUCUCACUUGACAGUACUAAAUUAACUUCUUUUAGUUCAGAUUACUCGAUACGCUUAUGGAAUGUCAAAACAGGAAAAACAAUAUCUAAAUUAAAAGGUCAUAAUGGAACUAUUUAAUCAAUAUGUUUUUCACCUGAUGGUUACACAUUAGCAUCUAGUGGUUACGAUUAGACUGUCCAUUUAUGGAAUGUUUAGACUAAAGAAUAAUAAACAAAAUUAUCUGGAACUGGUGGAACUAAAUAUUCAGUAUGUUUUUCUCCUGAUGGUACUACAUUAGCAUUUGGUAGUGUAUAUGGCUCUAUUUACUUAUGGGAUAUUAAGUAAGGUCAAUAAUAAUCUACAUUUGAGGGUCAUAAUAAUAUUGUCCAUUCUAUAUGCUUUUCUACUGAUGGCACUAAGUUAGCAUCUGGUAGUUUUGAUAAGACUAUUUGUUUAUGGGAUUUGUUAGCAGGAGAACGAAAAUUUAAAUUAGAAUGCCAUACCCAUUGGGUUAAUUAAGUCUGCUUCUCAUUUGACGGUGCUGUACUAGCAUCAUGUUGCAGAGUUAAGUCAAUCCGUUUAUGGAAUGUUGAUACUGGACGAUAAUUAUCUAAACUGGAUGGCCAUACCGAUUGGGUUUAUUCAGUCUGUUUUGCACCUGAUGAUCUUACGUUAGCGUCUGGUAGUUAUGAUCAGUCUAUCCGUUUCUGGAAUUUUAAUUUAGGACUAAAAUAUUCAAAUAUUGAUAAUCAAUAAAUUCUAGUUAAUUAGAAAGGCUUCUCACUUGAUAGUAACACAUUAAAAUCUGGUAGCUAUUAUAACGUCAUCCAUUCAAAGAAUUUUAAUUCUGAACAAUAAAAACUAUCUUCUAAAAACAGAGGGAGCUUUAAUUUAAAAAAGUGA